Drosophila innubila is the source of this 1284-nucleotide messenger RNA. It is a transcript of the gene fd59A, whose product is annotated as fork head domain-containing protein FD3. NCBI's taxonomy places the organism in Eukaryota, Metazoa, Arthropoda, Insecta, Diptera, Drosophilidae. The transcript is spliced from 3 exons. Gene Ontology annotation, molecular function: DNA-binding transcription factor activity, RNA polymerase II-specific; RNA polymerase II cis-regulatory region sequence-specific DNA binding. The coding region runs from base 1 to 1284 and encodes 427 amino acids. The record is from RefSeq and is a predicted model, not a curated record. Gene Ontology annotation, biological process: anatomical structure morphogenesis; regulation of transcription by RNA polymerase II; cell differentiation.
AUGCACACCACAUCGGAUCCCAUUCACUCACUGCACGACGGCGACUCUCAGUCUCCGCCGCUCCACAAGAGUCAACGUGGCGGCCUCGCAUCCUCGCGAGCUGCCGCCGCCGCCGUCGCCGCCGUUGCAGAUGAAAUGUCCAUGAUCUGUGAUGACAGCGACUUCGAGCCGACGGCCGCCGGCGGCAGCAGUGCCGAUAACAGCAGCAGCACCACCAACGGAAGCGCCGCAGCCGGCGGUCCGCUUGUCAAGCCACCGUAUUCCUAUAUAGCUCUUAUCACCAUGGCCAUACUCCAGUCGCCGCAUAAGAAAUUAACACUCAGUGGAAUAUGUGAUUUUAUUAUGUCCCGUUUUCCGUACUACAAGGACAAGUUUCCCGCUUGGCAGAACUCCAUUCGCCACAAUCUCAGUCUGAAUGACUGUUUUAUAAAAGUUCCACGCGAACCGGGUAAUCCGGGUAAGGGCAAUUUCUGGACAUUGGAUCCGCUGGCCGAGGACAUGUUCGACAACGGCAGCUUCCUGCGCCGCCGGAAACGCUACAAACGUGCUCCGGCCAUGCAACGCUUCUCGUUUCCGGCGGUCUUUGGGACACUCUCGCCGUUCUGGAUACGGAAACCGGUGCCUCUGGUGCCGGUGCACUUCAACGUGCCCAACUUCAAUGGGAAUCGGGACUUUGAUGUGAUGCACACGCCAAACGAUGUGUUUGACACGGCGCUGCGUGUGGAUAAGAAAUUCAACUUUUUCGCCAAUGCGGAGGCCUCGUUUUAUCAGAAUAACAGUGACAAGUUCGAUCGUCUGUCGUUCAUCAACCGUCGGGCGGAGGCGGCGGAUGCACUGCCUCAUAGCAGCGGCGGCAGCGCUGCCAGCGAUGCGAGCAGAGCCAGCAAGUACAAAAAUCCCUAUGUGUUUGAUGUGUCCGCCGCUGUCGCCGGAUUGGGGAGAGCAGAUUACCCGGAACGAGGCAACUAUACGGAUCUCAAUGUGUACAACGAUGAUGUGGAUGCAGAUGAUGCAUCCUGCGAUAAAAUUGAUGUGGAAAGUGCCAACGAGCACGAACAGGACUCACACAUAUCGGACUCCGUGGACUCGGUGUGCACGAAUCCAAAUCGUUCAGAUGCCGCCCCCGAGACCACAGCUCGAGAUCCCGAUCCAGAUCGCGAGCCAGAGCGAACAUCGGACAGUGAUCCCGCGGCUCUGAGGUGCGCCAGGCAGACCAAUGCCAAGGACUUUCGCAUCGAGACACUGAUUGGACAUGGCCACAGUGAUGGGGCGGCCAGUGACUAA